AGAGAGAGAGUGAUUAGCAAAGAUCACCGGCACAGAGGAUGCCUUGCCUGAACCUGUCCACUAACGUGAGCCUGGAGGGUAUCGACACCUCCUCCAUCCUCAAGGAGGCCACCUCCAUCGUCUCCAAGCUCAUCGGCAAACCUGAAGCCUAUGUGAUGAUUGGGUUGAAGGAUUCAGUACCCAUUGCUUUCGGUGGGACUGAGGAACCUGCAGCCUAUGGAGAAUUGGUGUCCAUUGGUGGCCUUACGCCAGAUGUGAACAAGAAUCUUAGUGCUGAGAUUUCCACGAUACUUGAAACCAAGUUGUCUGUUCCCAAGUCACGAUUCUUCCUGAAAUUCUACGACACCAAGGCAAGCUAUAUAAACCUCCUAAGUUAUCUUUGGAAAAUGAGUCAUUGCCAUGCACUCGUGGCACCAACUUCGGAUGGAAUGGAUCCACCUUGUAAAUUCUAUGCUACUUCUGGUGUGUUAUCUAGACUCUGUCAUGAACUGGAUGCUAUGUAUUGUAGCAAGUCUAUAUUUCUCCUGUAA
Messenger RNA from Camellia sinensis, 530 nucleotides. The record is from RefSeq and is a predicted model, not a curated record. Lineage: Eukaryota; Viridiplantae; Streptophyta; Magnoliopsida; Ericales; Theaceae.